Phragmites australis (common reed) is the source of this 2722-nucleotide messenger RNA. RefSeq lists its product as uncharacterized. The coding region runs from base 107 to 2419 and encodes 770 amino acids. The record is from RefSeq and is a predicted model, not a curated record. NCBI's taxonomy places the organism in Eukaryota, Viridiplantae, Streptophyta, Magnoliopsida, Poales, Poaceae. Gene Ontology annotation, molecular function: protein binding. The transcript is spliced from 4 exons.
UAUUGCCCCGUCGCGUCGCGCCUCGCCCUUUCAAGUUUCCCCGUACACCCAGGGACACAGGGAGGCCGAAGCGGAGCAGAGCGUCCCGUUCGAGGAAGCUUCGGGAAUGGCGGUGUUGCUGCGCCCGGCGGCGAUCGCCAGCGGCCGGCAGGUGUGGCCGGUGGCGGAGGCGGAGGAGGAGGCGGCGCGCGAGGAGGAGGCGGCGUCGCAGCGGCUGGUGGAGGCGGUGGCGCGCGGCGACGCGAGGGAGGCCGGCGAGCUGCUCGCGGCGGGGCGCGCGGACGUGAACUACGCCGGGGUGGUGUGGCUCAAUGCGCGGCGCGUCGCGGAAUCGGAGCCCAGGGAGGGCGCCGCCGCCGAGCUGCGGGCCGUGCACGAGGAGAUCCGCGCCGACGUCUCGCCGCUCUUCCUCGCUGCCGGCAACGGGGACGUCGCCCUCGUCCGCUCCCUGCUCGCGAAGGGGGCGGACGUGAACGGGAAGGUGUUCCGGGGUUACCCGGCGACGGCCGCGGCGCGGGAGGGGCGCGCGGAGGUGGCGGAGCUGCUGGUGCGCGCGGGCGCGUCGCAGCCGGCCUGCGAGGAGGCCGUCGUGGAGGCGGCGCUACAGGGCCAGGCCGCCCUGGCGGCCAUCUUCAUGAACUCCGACCUCGUCCGCCCGCGCGUCGCCGUCCAUGCGCUCGUGUCCGCCGCCGCCCGGGGCUUCGUCGACGUGGUGGACACGUUGAUCAAGUGUGGAGCUGAUCCCAACGCCACCGCCCGGGUGCUCCUGCGCUCCCUGAAGCCAUCCCUGCAUGCCAAUGUCGACUGCACGGCGAUCUUCGCAGCAAUCGUGAGUCGGCAGGUUGCCGUGGUCCGUCAUCUGCUUCAGGCCGGCGUGAAGAGGGACACGAAGGUGAGGCUGGGAGCGUGGUCCUGGGACACGGCCACCGGUGAGGAGCUGCGCGUCGGCGCCGGCCUCGCUGAGCCCUACGACGCGGUCUGGUGCGCCGUGGAGUACUACGAGUCCACCGGCUCCAUCCUCCGCAUGCUCCUCCAGAGCGGGUACACGGCGAGUGCCACGCACCUUGGCCGGACGCUCCUCCACCACGCCAUCCUCUGCGGCAGCGCCGGCGCCGUCCAGACCUUGCUGGCGUCUGGUGCGGACCAUGAAGCUCCCGUGAAGACGUCCAGGAGCGCGAGGUCCAGGCCGGUGCACAUGGCCGCGCGCCUCGGCCAGCCGGAUAUCCUGAAGAUGUUGGUUGACAGGGGUUGCGACGUGAACGUGAGGGCGGAGGCUGGCGAUACCGCUGCCAUCUUCUGUUCGCGCCACAAGCGCGAGGAUUGUCUCCGAGUUCUCGUGUCCGCCGGGGCAGACGUCGCGCUGCUGAACUCGGCCGGCAUGUCCGCGGCUUCAGUUGCUUCUUCCGUGGGAUGGAAGACCGGCUUCGAAUGUGGUGUUCUUGGUGUGAUUCGGUCCGGGACAAUCCCACGGUCGAGCGACCGGAACGUGUUCUCGCCGCUGAUGUUCGCAGCGCGGUGCGGUGACGCGGGUGCCAUGGAAGUGCUGCUUGCUCAGCCGGACGUGGAUGUAGACGAGCAUGACGUGGACGGGUGCUCGCCCAUAAUGGCUGCCGCCAAGGUGGGCAACGUUGACGCCUUCCGUGCCCUCGUAUUUGCCGGCGCCAACGUGAAGCUGAGCAACAAGCGUGGCGAGACGGCCAUUGGUCUCGCGCAGCAGAGCACGAAGAGGGAUCUCUUCGAGCAGGUCAUGCUCGAGUUCGCGCUGGAGAAGGGCAUGCCCGGGGGCUUCUACGCGAUGCACUGCGCUUCCCGGCACGGGGACACCGCGGCGGUGCGCCAUCUGGCGAGCACGGGCUGCGACGUCAACAUCCCCGACGGCGACGGCUACACCCCGCUCAUGCUUGCGGCCAGGGAAGGCCACGCGGGCGUCUGCGAGCUCCUGAUAUCCUACGGCGCGCGGUGCGACAUCCAGACGCCGCACGGCGAGACGGCGCUCUCCCUGGCGAGGGCGGCGCUGGCAACCGCGUCGUUCAACAAGGCCGAGGACGUGAUCAUGGAUGAGCUGGGCCGGCAGGCCGUCCUCCAGGGUGCGCACGUCAAGAAGCACACCAAGGGCGGGCGCGGGAGGCCGCACGGGAAGUCGCUUUGCAUGGUCGCCGCGGCGGGCGUGCUCCGUUGGGGCGGUUCGAACCGGCGCAACGUGAUCUGCCGGGAGGCCGAGGUCGGCGGCAGCUCGGCGUUCCAGAGGCACCGGCAGAGGAAGGGCGACGCGUACGAGCCCGGGCUGUUCCGCGUGGUGACGGCGACGGGGAGGGAGGUGCACUUCGUGUGCCAGGGCGGCGAGGAGGCGGCGGAGCUGUGGGUGAAGGGCAUCAGGGCGGUGACCAGGGCGGCGUUCGGCAAGAGAGGCAAAGAGUGACGCGUGGUUUUGCUCUCUCCGUUAGGCUCUGUAGUUUGCAGCAAGCGUGUGCGUGUAAAGAGUAGCGGGCGUACGUAGAGAGGGUGGUGACGCGUGCGGUUUGGUGUGCAGCCGUGCCGGUCUUCAGUUCGAAGGCUUGGCUGCUGGGUUUGGCUUUGCCAUGAAGCUUUUUGGUUCAGGGGCAUGGAGAUUGUAUAGCCUGGGUGUUCUCUUGGCUAAGUUGCUUUAGCUGACUGGCUUGUUGUGGGUUUCCAUCAGAAUCAUCAGUAUCUUUGAGAAACUUCGCCGUUUUUGCUGUUCCAA